Molecule: messenger RNA, 907 nt
Organism: Athalia rosae (coleseed sawfly)
Lineage: Eukaryota; Metazoa; Arthropoda; Insecta; Hymenoptera; Athaliidae
Exons: 2
Coding region: 57-884 (275 amino acids)
Source: RefSeq, a predicted model, not a curated record
UGAUCACAACCACUUAUUACAUCGAAAUAAAGUGACGAAUUGUUGAUUGUGUAAUAAUGCCUAUUAAGCAAAUUAAUUCACGCUGGUAUUCGGUGCGACGUUGGAGCCGCAAUGAAUAUUGGGUACAAAGAAGAAAAGAUGCACGGAGACGAGUGGCGGAGGAUGCCCAAGUUGCGGAUAUUAAUGUGCAUCCUGCUGCCGAUGUGCAGAUCCGUGACGAACGUCAAUACACGCUUGACAAGGAUGAAGGGGCUUCGCAGAAUGUUCGCAUUCAUGCUGCGCUUGACGAUAUGGGGCUCAGAAAUGAUUCGGAAACAUUACCUCCGUGCGAUACAAAAUUGUCAACCGAAGAGCUGAUCGCUGUGCUGGAAUCCGAAAACGACGAUAACGAGGCAUUUCCGAAUUUACUUGUGGAGAGAACUGAGAAUAUCGAUCAGAAUUCAAUUGAUCGAGUAACAAAAAGCCUCCAAGGUAGACAAAUCGUAGAUUUCGCAUAUAUGUUUUGGGAUCUGCUCAUCAAAUUCGAAAAUCACUGCAGAGGUGUUCAAUGCUGCUUCCGAGAUCUUGCCAUGACAGGAUCGCAACGUUUCGGACUGGAAAAGAAAUUCAUAUUCACGUGUAGAAUGUGCAAUUAUGAAGACCAUGUCUGGAGUGAGGCGCAAGACGAGGCGUGCAUGGACGUCAACCGUAGUGCGGUGGCCGGUACCAUCGCGAUCAGGACCGGCUUCAGGCAGUUGCAGGAACAGCUCGCGGCAAUGAAUAUUUCGUAUAUAAAAUUACCACGACAACUUAUCGGUGGGAUUUGUAAAAGCAACUGCCAGCGAAAUAAAACUUGCGGCCAGAGAGGAAAAACGGUUGGCCGUGGAAAGGAGCGACGUCGUUGAUCGAAUUGUCUACCCUCUCUAUC